Molecule: messenger RNA, 391 nt
Organism: Rotaria socialis
Lineage: Eukaryota; Metazoa; Rotifera; Eurotatoria; Philodinida; Philodinidae
Source: the annotation of a GenBank genome assembly
AUGAAUAUCAAUCAAUCAUUUGAAUGCUCAACAAUAUCUCAUCAUCCAUUAAUUGAUUCUAUUCAAAAUUUAACUGUCCAAGAAGGAUUAAAGAAACAAUUUAAAGAAGUUGCUAUACAAUCGAGAAUUGCUUUAUUUAAUAUGUAUCUGAAAUCAGCUGAAGAUCAACGAGAAGAAUAUAAGAAGAAACAUGAAGCUAACGUAAAGAAAAUGGAUGCAUCUCAACAUACAUUGAAUAAAAAUGAAAAAUUAUCUUCAACAUUCGUACAACUUAUUAAUGAACGUUGUAAUAACAUUAGUGAACGUAUUAGAUGUAUCUAUAAAUUCAAGUCUGAAUCAAUUCUUUUGAACCCUUAAUUUCAUUUUUUUUGUUUCAUUCGAAAUAGUGUUA